Messenger RNA from Condylostylus longicornis, 1511 nucleotides. RefSeq lists its product as uncharacterized. The record is from RefSeq and is a predicted model, not a curated record. NCBI's taxonomy places the organism in Eukaryota, Metazoa, Arthropoda, Insecta, Diptera, Dolichopodidae. Bases 132 to 1415 code for a protein of 427 amino acids. The transcript is spliced from 2 exons.
UUCAAAUUAAAAAUUACUGAGCUAUAAGUUCUAACAUUUUAAAAGAACUGUUCGCUCCGUGUGCAAGGUUUAAUUAGAAACCAUAAGUGAAAAAAACUACCACGUAAAAUAAGAAAUUUACACAACAAAAAAUGGACAGAACUGAGCAUAAUAUAAUUAAAGAUAGCAAUGAUUCUGAAGAUAUUCCUGAAUGGAUAAAUAAAGAUUAUCUUGAAAAUUGUUUAAAAAAUUCAUUUAAAGAUGAAUCAAUAAAAAUUCUAAAUUUUUAUACAAAAUUAGCAUCAAAAAAAGGUGAAAACUAUGUAAGCUUAAUAACACGUGUACUCAUUGAAUAUGAAAAUAAAAAUUUAAAAUAUAAUAUUGGAAAAUAUAUAAUAAAAUCAUCAAUUGAAGAUGAUCCAAUAACAAAAAAAGUAAUUAAAGAAUAUCAAGCUUUUGAAGAUGAAAUGCUAAUGUAUGGUGAAGCAUUACCAAAAAUUCAAGAAUUAAUGAAUACUCAAAAUAAUCUUCAAGAAAUUUCUGUUUUCCCAAAACCAAUUUAUUGUGAUUUCAAAAAUAAUGCUAUAAUUUUAGAAGAUCUUUUACAACGAGGUUACAAAGGUGCAGAUCGUCUAAAAGGUCUAGAUGAACAACAUGCUAAAUUAGCUUUAAAAAAAUUAGCUAUAUUUCAUGCCUGUUCUAUUGUACUUGAUCAACAAAAUCCAGGAUGUUUUAAGAAAUUUGAUCAUGGUAUUUACAAUCGACAUUCAGAAGGUCUUAAUAAAUUUUAUUAUACUUUAAUGCAAAAGGUCUCAUAUGUAAUACAUAAUUUCGGUGAUGAAUUCAUAAAUUAUUCAAAAAAAUUAUUGAAUUUAAUUCCAUAUUGGAUAGAAAAAGAACGUCAAUGCUAUGAUCCAAAACCAAAUCAAUUGAAUGUAUUGGCGCAUGGUGAUUUUUGGUCUACCAAUAUUAUGUUUAAAUAUGAUGAACCUGGGCAACCGUUAGAUGCAAUUUUAAUUGAUUUUCAAUUUAGUGUUUGGACUUCACCAGCAAUUGACUUACAUCAUUUUUUUAAUACAUCUUUAGCUGGUUUACCAAAUGCUGAUAAAAUGGAAAAUUAUGUUAAAUAUUAUCAUGAUGAAUUAUUAGAAGCGCUUAAGUUAUUAAACUUUAAAGAAUUCUCUAAAAUUCCUAAUUAUGAAAAAUUUCUAAAUGAAUUUUGGAUAUCAAAUGGAUUUCAUGCAAUUCAAAUAACAUUUCUCAAUAAAUCAACUUGCCUUCUUGGACAUUGCAGUGCUGCAUGCCCUGAAGCUUUAUUCGGUAAAGGAGAAAAAGUGGAACGUUUUCAAUGGGCAAUAGCAAAUAAUAAACUUGUACACGAACAUUGGAGAAUUUUAUUGCCAUUUUUCGAAAAGAAAGGUUUACUCAACAUAUGAUCAUAAAAAUUCAAAACUUCAAUUGUUUGGUCCAAAGUAAUAUUCAAAAAUAAAUGUAAAAAAAUUCUAAUCAAUAAAAUUUGUUAACAAAUUGUA